GUUGUUUUACACUUUCCCUUUCUGUCUCACUCUCAAACAUACCACACUCUCCUCCCUCACUCCUUUUCACGCAAAAUGCACGUUUCUCUUUCUCUGUUCUUCCAUCACUUUUAAUCUCUCUGUCUCUCUCUCUCUCAGUGUGUGUAGAAAGUAGAAACAACCACAAUCACAAUGCCUGUUUUGGUUUCUCGUAGCUUAGCCUUGACGCUAUCGUAGUAUGUCUAUAUGGGAUUUAAUGAAUGUGUGUGUUGGGUGAGCUAAAACAGAACCUGAAAUUUCAGAGGCAUAAUACAUUUUUUAGUCUAAGCUGUUCAGCUUCUAAUAUUUGAUUUCUAGGUCUUCAUAGCUCUCAAUUGAGGUAUUCCAAUCUGUUACAGCUACUGAUUACUCGAGGUGGUGUUUUUAUUUGGUCUUGCAUGUACAUUUUGUGGUCUGGGUCUCGCCCAUUUGGAGCAUUCUAGCAUUCUAAACCUGUUUUCUUUUCACAUGGGUUUGAGUCAUUUUGGGUUCUCCUAAUUAAGGGUAGGUCUGCUCUAAUGGGUGUUGUUGAAUUUUGAUUGUUUGAACGGUUUUUCUUUCCGGGUGGGAUUUGUUUUUGGUGGGUUUUGAUUGUUAGUGUUAUUUGGUGCAUUUUGAUGUUCUUGGGUUUGGAGGAAUGUGCUAAACCAGCUUUGAGUGGUGGAAUGUGAUACUUCUGAGAGAUGGGAGUUAGCUUAGGGAUUUUUUGAGAGAUGGGAUUAGGUCCUGAUGCUAUUGGGGCUGGGGCUUGGGACGUUGAAAAAUCAAAGGGAAGGAAGAAGAAAGAUGGAGAAGCUGAGGGGACAGGAUGUUGGAUUAAGUUUAGGUUCAUUGGGAGCUGCAUGUCUUCAAGGUCCAAUGUGGAUAGCUCUAUAAGUGGUUCUAGCACGCAAUACGGUGAAAGUAAAUCUACAAAUGAUUCCAGCCGAGACCAGCCAGUUGCUCCAGUUGUGUCAUCUUCAACAACUAGCAAUGCAGAAAGUAUUCCAUCCACUCCCAACAUAAGUGAAGAAUUGAAAGUUGCUUCUCAACUUCGAAAGUUCACUUUUAAUGAGCUUAAGUCAGCAACGAGGAGUUUUAGACCUGAGAGUCUUCUUGGAGAGGGUGGGUUUGGUUGUGUAUUCAAGGGUUGGAUCAAUGAAAAUGGGACUGCCCCAAUGAAACCUGGAACAGGGCUUACAGUUGCAGUAAAGACCCUCAACCACGAUGGACUUCAAGGUCAUAAAGAAUGGCUGGCUGAAGUUAAUUAUCUUGGUGACCUCCUCAACCCUAAUUUGGUUAAAUUAAUUGGUUAUUGCAUUGAGGAUGAUCAGAGGUUACUUGUCUAUGAGUUUAUGCCUCGAGGAAGCCUGGAGAAUCACCUCUUUAGAAGGCCUCUGCCUCUUCCUUGGUCCACCAGAAUGAAAAUUGCACUUGGUGCUGCAAAGGGUCUUGCCUUUCUUCACGAGGAAGCUGAAAAGCCAGUUAUAUAUCGAGAUUUUAAAACAUCUAAUAUCCUGUUAGAUGCGGAUUACAAUGCAAAGCUUUCUGAUUUUGGACUUGCCAAAGAUGGUCCAGAGGGAGAUAAAACUCAUGUAUCUACCCGAGUGAUGGGAACUUAUGGUUAUGCAGCCCCAGAGUAUGUGAUGACAGGGCAUCUUACAUCAAAGAGUGAUGUCUACAGCUUUGGAGUGGUUUUGCUUGAAAUGUUGACCGGCCGAAGAUCCAUGGACAAAAACCAACCAAAUGGGGAGCAUAACUUGGUCGAAUGGGCACGGCCACAUCUUGCAGAGAGGCGAAGGUUCUAUCGACUUCUAGAUCCUCGGCUUGAAGGUCGUUUCUCAAUCAAAGGCGCUCAGAAAGCACUUCAGUUAGCUGCCCACUGCCUUAGCCGCGACCCUAAAGCCAGACCUCUGAUGAGUGAAGUCGUUGAAGCACUAAAGCCUCUGCCCAACCUCAAGGACAUGGCUUGUUCUUCAUCCUACUUUCAGGCUAUGCAAUCUGAGCGUAUGGGGUCAUACCCAAAUGCUAGAAAUGGCAUUAGAAUUCAGACGGGUUUAUCAAGGAAUAGACAACCAACCAGGAGCCUCUCCAUACCAAAUGCUCUGCAUGCUUCUCCGUAUCACCAUAACCAUCUUUACCGGUCUCCCAAACCUAGUGUUUGAAAACCGUUCCAUUGAGCACUGUGUUAUCUCUUUGAUACCCAUUUUGUAUCCGUUUCCUAUAUAUGUCAUCAUUUAAGAGAUGUAGUAAUCUUGGCAAUCAAAAGAAAUUUGUGGCGGGUUUGAUAGGUGACAGUUUGGCUUUGUCAUCACUUUUGGAUUUAAUCAGAGGAGUACUUCCCAGCCUUGGGCUUUUUUAUUGUCUA
Alnus glutinosa is the source of this 2365-nucleotide messenger RNA. RefSeq names its product serine/threonine-protein kinase PBL34-like. The record is from RefSeq and is a predicted model, not a curated record. The transcript is spliced from 6 exons. Bases 732 to 2162 code for a protein of 476 amino acids. Gene Ontology annotation, molecular function: protein kinase activity; ATP binding. Gene Ontology annotation, biological process: protein phosphorylation. Lineage: Eukaryota; Viridiplantae; Streptophyta; Magnoliopsida; Fagales; Betulaceae.